Molecule: messenger RNA, 786 nt
Organism: Suillus paluster
Lineage: Eukaryota; Fungi; Basidiomycota; Agaricomycetes; Boletales; Suillaceae
Exons: 9
Coding region: 1-786 (261 amino acids)
Source: RefSeq, a predicted model, not a curated record
AUGAAGUCAACCCAUGUGCGACGACCCACGGAAAAGGUUGUUGCAAUGACAUCUGCCAAAGCCAAGCACUCACGGCCUCCAAAGAUGAAGCAAGUGUCACCAAAAGGGAAGAAUCGCAAACAGAAAGCUGUAUCAAGCAACAGCAAAUCAGAAACCAGUGAGAGUGAGGCUGAACCAAAAUCUCAACAUCACUGGAUAGCAGGACAGCGAUGGCUUGCAGGAACAGCACCACACUACUCUACCCAAUUGAAGUUUUGCCAGACUAAUGGAAAUGUAGAAACAUUGAAGGGGUGUUGGUGCAAUGCAUGCAAAGAUGAUACAGCUUUUGUUGCAAAGUAUGGAAAAUGCAAGGCAUUCCAUGUUGGAAAGAAUAGGAAGAAACAAGGGAAGGACAUCCAACAAAAUCUAGGCCAGAUGUUCCAGAAGUCGCAAAACAAAGAGUAUUCAAGGGAGGAUGUGCUGCGCACAGUUGCUGAAUUUGUGGUCUGCGACGACCAGCUUACAUUCACAAUGCAUCCAUUGAAUUCAUUGAGGGUCUCAAGGUCUGAAUGCAGGCUACAACAACCGGCCUUAUUUCAACAACUACAGACUUGUGGCUUAAUGGCUCACUGGAUUGAGGCUAAUGAUGCCUCCAGUAUAUGGACACUUGCUUCACAAGUCAUCACUUUUGGAGGUAUAUCUGGAGCACACAGUGUGAACAAUCUUGCACAGUAUCUUUUUGGAUUGUAUGAGCGUGCAGGAAUUAUCAAAGGGCAAUCAAGCAAGCAACAACGACACCACUUGUGA